GGGGCCACGUGACAAAUGCUGAGCUGGACCAAAAAUUCACAGUUACGAAUUCUGAAAGCUUUUUAUGUGCUACCUGCCUUUCUAUAGCACAGAAUUGAAGUUGGAGAGAAAAAUGGAGUCUCCAUUCAAGGGCGAUGCAGUGAAAGGAAAGGUAGCUCUGUUGACUGGUGGCGGGUCGGGUAUCGGGCUUGAGAUCGCGACCCAGUUCGGCAAACAUGGAGCCUCUGUUGCUAUCAUGGGCCGCCGCAAAAACGUUAUCGACGGCGCCGUUUCCGCCCUCCGAUCCCUCGGCAUCACCGCAGUAGGGUUUGCAGGGGACGUUAGGAAGCAAGAAGAUGCGCGAAGAGCUGUGGAAGAGACGGUGAGGCAUUUCGGGAAGCUGGACAUUCUUGUGAAUGCUGCUGCUGGAAAUUUUCUGGUCUCGGCUGAGGAUCUCUCGCCUAAUGGUUUUAAAACAGUGAUGGAUAUUGAUUCUGUUGGCACAUUUACAAUGUGUCAUGAAGCUUUUCCCUACAUCAAGAAAGGUGGAGCAGGAAGAGGCUCUUCUGGUGGGCUUAUAAUUAACAUCAGUGUAACAUUUCAUUACACAGCAUCUUGGUAUCAGGUUCAUGCAUCUGCUGCCAAGGCAGCCGUGGAUGCCGUCACGAGAAGCUUAGCCUUGGAAUGGGGUGCAGAGCAUGAUAUAAGAGUAAAUGGGAUUGCUCCAGGUCCCAUUGCAGAUACAACUGGCUUAUCUAAACUUGUGCCUCAAGCUAUAGAUGCCAAAGUCAUGCCUCUCUACAAAGUUGGCACAAAGUGGGAUAUUGCCAUGGCUGCUCUCUUUCUUGCCUCGGAUACUGGCAAGUACAUCAAUGGAAGCAUCAUUCCGGUGGAUGGAGGACUUUGGCUGAGCAAGCCUCGCUAUCUAUCCAAAGAAGCCGUUAAGAUGCUAUCUCCAACUCUUGAGAAAGAAUCGCGUCAAACAGCUGUUGGAGCGUCAACCAGUAAACUGUAGCGUAAGCUGAGCCUUCAAUAAUAAUGCCGAAUCUCUCCAAGCUUCGAAUUGAAACACUGUUACAAAAUUGAUAUUAUUAUGGAGUUUAUGAUAUCAGGUUUUAGAAUACAAAACUGGGAGCUUAGCUUGAGGCCUUUUUCUUUUUGAGAUGCAUAUUGGAUCAUUAAUUACUUGAUAUCUUGACUAAGAUGCAUGACAGUUUCUGAAAGGUUUAACUUAUUGUCUUA
Salvia miltiorrhiza (redroot sage) is the source of this 1221-nucleotide messenger RNA. RefSeq names its product peroxisomal 2,4-dienoyl-CoA reductase [(3E)-enoyl-CoA-producing]-like. The record is from RefSeq and is a predicted model, not a curated record. Gene Ontology annotation, molecular function: 2,4-dienoyl-CoA reductase (NADPH) activity. Gene Ontology annotation, biological process: fatty acid catabolic process. The transcript is spliced from 5 exons. Lineage: Eukaryota; Viridiplantae; Streptophyta; Magnoliopsida; Lamiales; Lamiaceae. The coding region runs from base 65 to 994 and encodes 309 amino acids.